AUGGCGACUGCCCAGCGAAGAAGUGCAGAUACUUCACCUUAUCAAAGGUUGGAAAAAGAAGCCGAGUGCCCAUUGUGUCACCAAACAGUAGAGGAACCCAAACGGCUACCUUGUAACCACUCAUUCUGCCUAAAAUGUCUCAACAGACAAGCAGUGGAUGCAACAGUUGACGGGAGAUCAGACAUCAACUGCGUUGCUUGUCGAUCGUUUGUCAGGAUUCCCGGCAAAGGUACAUUUGACGAACUUCCAACUCCUUUCUACCUCAACAGACUAGCAGAAGUUGUUUCCGUUGCAGCCUCCGAUUCUUGCGAGAAAACUUGCUGGAUGUGCAACCAGAGCAAAACCUUGCGUUGCUACUGUUUUGAGUGCCAGAAAUUUAUGUGUGAAUCUUGUGAAAACAAUCGUAAGUGUGGAACUUUAGCCCAAUCUCAUCGUACCGUCCUGAUCCAGGAUCUCACAGAACAAGAUUUUGAAAGAAUCAUCCGAAGACCUGUCAUGUGUAAAACGGAAAAACAUGAGAAACUAGUUGUAGAAUUUUAUUGUCACGACUGCAAAGUUUGUAUUUGUAAACUAUGCGUGAUUGAAUUUCACAAUAUUCAUGAUGUCGAAGGCAUCGAGCAAGCCUCAGAGAAAAGCAAAGUGAACGUGAUGGAUUCUGUUAAGAAGCUCAAGAAUGUAUUGAGUGAUUGUGAAACAGAGAUUGAGAGACGUAAAAAGGGUGCUCUUAGAAUGGAACGUAACAUAAAGGCAGUUGAAGAGGAGGUUCACAAGAACGUUGAAGAACUUAUCAUGAAACUGAGGUUAUAUGAACAGGAAGCUCUCGCAACAUUACAAAACCUGGGAAAUAAAAAUCAAAGUGCCUUUAAAGAGCAACAAGAAAAAAAUGAAUCACGAUUAGCAAUGUUGAAAGAUUUUCUUUCCUAUGGGGAAACGGUGUUGCAAAGUGAUUUGCCCCUUCCAGUUCUGGAUGAGCACUUCACCUUUGUAGAACAGUUUGGACAGACUUUACAGGUUGAAGAUGAGGAUAGUUUUGAACCACUUCAUGUUGAUUAUGUCCCAAAUGAGGAAUUCAAAGAAGUAUUGAAGGCUAGUUUAGGUAACAUUGUUGUUCGUUCCACAGACAUGACAAGAUCUAUGCUUCAGGGAAGCUUCUCAAAGACAGUGAUGAAAGGGGAGGAGACUUGCUUCACAAUCAUUACAAAAGAUCAAGAUGGAGAGAGUAUCUAUUGUGAAGAUGAUUUGGUUGUUGUCAACAUUUCAACCUCUACAGAGGAAGAGUUAUAUAAAGAAAUAGAAGACAAUCAAAAUGGUAGUUACAAAGUGACCUGCAUCCCACAAAGUAGUGGCAAGCACAAGGUAUCCGUGGAGAUUAAUGGUGAACCACUGGCUGGGAGUCCGUGGACAUUUGAUGUAAUCUCACCUGGUGAUCUCACUUGAGUUAUAUUUUUUCCUUUAUAACAAUAAGAAAAUGUCUAUGAGGCAUCAUUGUACAUUUGCUUAACUAUGGAAGGUACCUAUAGUUGAAAUACAAUGUGUAUAGUGGAAAAACAAGGUUCUGCUUAAUUGACUAUGCUUGAGGUUCCACAUUUUUAAUAAACAAAAUAUAGAAAUUUAUUGCAUGGCAAGGUAUUCCUAAAGUAAAUCCAAGUAUUCUGACCUGGUCUGUAUUUUGCUAUACAGCCCAUUUCCAUGGAAACAGUCAUAAGGCAUGGUACUUCUGGUCAUAAAAGCUGGAAAAUUUAAAUCAAACAAGUUUGGUCUGAGUGCCAUAUAAUAAACUACUUACUAAACUCGCUUGAUGCAAACUGGGGAAUAUUGAAUCUUGUUCAUUUUCAUGUGUACCCUAGUGCACUUGAUACUGCCAUGACCUUGAGCCAAUAUUCCCCAGAAUGGCCCCAGCACUUGGCAAGUAAGAAAUUAACAUAGAUAGAUAGACUUGAGUCUAGUUCUUUCUGUAGAAUAAGAAAUGAAUCACUGAAAUACUCCAAAACAUUUGAGUCAUAAUAUUUUCAAAAGAAUUAUCAGGCAUUUGUAUAGUACUGUUACCUGUAAACAGGCAUUUUCAUAUCAAAAUGUAGUCUCAAUUAGUUAGCUAUUAAUACGAGACAGAAAAAAAAUAGUAUUACAUUAAGUUGGAAUAAGUCCCAAAA
This is a messenger RNA of Pocillopora damicornis (cauliflower coral), 2150 nucleotides long. Its product is annotated as E3 ubiquitin-protein ligase TRIM71. The record is from RefSeq and is a predicted model, not a curated record. Gene Ontology annotation, molecular function: zinc ion binding; protein binding. NCBI's taxonomy places the organism in Eukaryota, Metazoa, Cnidaria, Anthozoa, Scleractinia, Pocilloporidae.